CCUCGGGUCGAACGCGAGGAACAAAAUGCAGGGCGGGAAUCAUUGGUAUGAUCACCACGCGUGUGUCUCCCCUGUCAGUGGAUUCUCCUUGAAAUCUGAUGGAUCCUCUUCCAGCUUCGUAUCCGGCGGGUCUCCCACGCCAUCCCCAUUUGAAGAAGUCGUGAACUCCCAAUUUCAUUGCGGGAUCUCUGGGGGUGUGAAUAGGUUGUGGGUUGAUCCCAAUGAGAAAAGUUUCUGCGAUCUGAAUAAUCUGUCAAGGAGUUUCAGUAGAAUGUAUGUUAAUGAGGAGGAGGAGCAACAGAAUCAUUCGAAUGGGAAAUCUUCGCGGGUGAUUUCUGACAAGUACUGGUCUUCUGGUGUGGGAGGCUUUGGAUCAUCUCUCAUUCCAGUGACAAGAAAUGAUCAUCUGGGUGUUAUUGGCCAGGUGGCUUCUUCUCCAGUGGUGAUUAAUAACCAGGCCAUUAGUACCACGGAUUCGCAGUUUCAUCGGAUGAAAGUGGCAGCUCAUCUCCAUCAGAUGGGGGUACCAUUUGUAGACUCGCCGAGCAAUGCUGUUACUAGCAAUCGCUAUCCGCGUGUAAAUGGAAGGUAUGCUACUCAAGAUUCUUCCAACAAUGCCCCUAAGGGGGCGCACAUAAAGCCACAUGUUGAUUCGGAAAAUAUAAGAAGGUACAAGGGACGGCAUUCAUGUGGUGUCAAAAUACCUGUGAUGCGAAGCAUUGAGGCGUUUGAUCGGGAGGAUGGCUUGAUGAAGUAUGGGAAUGGAAAUGGACACCGUCGUUCGGUUAGGCCUCAAGAAAGGAGAUCAUCACAGAUAGAGAGUGGGGUGGACGAGAGGGUGCACCAUCUCCCUUUCUCCCUCCCACUAAAGCUUUGCUCAUUGGGAGAAGCGAAAGGGUAUAUUUAUGAGAUCGCUAAGGAUCAACAUGGUUGCCGGUUCUUGCAAAGAAUGUUUGAUGAGGGAAGUCGUCAAGACGUGAAGACAAUAUUCAACGAGAUAAUCGACCACGCUGUGGAGCUUAUGAUGAACCCUUUUGGGAAUUACCUCAUGCAAAAGCUCUUGGAGGUUUGCAAUGAAGAGCAAAGGAUGGAAAUAAUUCUCAGGGUGACACAAGAGCCUGGACAGAUUGUCAGAAUAUCUUUGAACACUCAUGGGACCAGAGUAGUUCAAAAGUUGAUUGAGACAUUGAAAACCCGGCAACAGAUUUCGAUGGUCAUUUCCUCACUUGAACCAGGAUUUCUUGCCCUUAUUAAGGACCUGAAUGGAAACCAUGUUAUUCAGAGAUGUUUGCAGUAUCUUACCAUUGGAGACACUGAGUUCAUAUUCAAUGCAGCUGCAAAGUACUGCGUGGACAUUGCAACACACCAACAUGGCUGUUGUGUUCUUCAAAGAUGCAUUGCCCACGCGGUUGGAGAAUAUCGUGAAAGAUUGAUCGCAGAAAUUUCUGCCAAUGGACUUCUUCUAGCUCAAGAUGCCUUUGGAAACUAUGUGGUUCAGUUCAUUUUGGAGCUAAAGAUACCAUCUGCAACAUCCAAGUUAAUAUCUCACUUUGAGGGCAACUUUGUACAUCUCUCCACACAGAAGUUCAGCAGCCAUGUGGUUGAGAAAUGCCUCAUUGUAUGUGACUACAAGGUCCAAUCAAAGAUCAUCCACGAACUCGUCUCCGCGCCACAUUUUGAGCACCUUCUUCAGGACCCGCACGCGAACUAUGUUGUUCAAACAGCUCUCCGAAUUUCCGAGGGCUGUCUACAUAGUUUACUAGUCGAGGCGAUCGAUUCCCACAAAGCAGUCUCGCGAAACAGCCCAUAUUCAAAGAGGAUUUUCUCAAACAAAAUUUGGAAGAAGUGAUGUGUAAAUGGUAAAGAGAGAGAUUUGAAGGUGUUCAUCUCAUGAUGUGUUCUAAUCACAUGCCAAUAACUGAUCUGCAAUUUU
Molecule: messenger RNA, 1933 nt
Organism: Cuscuta campestris
Lineage: Eukaryota; Viridiplantae; Streptophyta; Magnoliopsida; Solanales; Convolvulaceae
Source: the annotation of a GenBank genome assembly